Messenger RNA from Styela clava, 5205 nucleotides. Lineage: Eukaryota; Metazoa; Chordata; Ascidiacea; Stolidobranchia; Styelidae. The record is from RefSeq and is a predicted model, not a curated record.
UUCACCUUCUCGGUCAGUAUGGCGGAGGAGGGUAAUAAAUUAGCUAACAUACUAGAAUCGAAAAAUCUAAGAAUUCGAGGAAAUCCUUCGAAUGAUUUCUUUGAAGUAGUAGCUAAGCAGAUACUGCAUGUUUCCAACAAAACUAGAACAAGCGAGGCGAUUAGCGGAAGUUGUAAAAAGAAUUUAGAAAAAGACUUCAUCAAACAAAAUAACACUGAAAAAUGGGAAGAGCCACCGAACGGAGAAACAAAGGAAGAAUAUCUGGAAAGAAUUUUCAGUCCCGAUUACCGUGGCAUCGAUUCAAACAUGAUCCAAGCAACAUCAAAUGCAUUAAAAACAUCCAUCAUCAUUGUCACACCAUCUCUCGAUGAAACAUCGUCUGAACGCAUUUUUGAACCAAAACGUCAUGUCGAGGGAAAACCUACGCUCGUCAUUGGUCGCACCGGAGAAAUGGUUUUCUACAAUACCGAUGCAUUAGUAACCAAGCCGUCUGUUGAAAUACCACAACAACAUGAAAAGUCACCAGCGAACUCUGUCUCAUUCUCUGUUACUGAAAACAAUAGUCGCCAACGAAAACAAGGAGUCGUACAUCAGAGCAUUUCAAUCAGCAGUACAGAAGAUCGACCAUCAACCAGCGGAAGUUCUCAGCACGAUUACAUGGAAAUUACUGAUGAACCUAAAAAUGCUAAAGCAAAAGACAAAAAAAAAAAGGAGUUUUCUUUUGUCACGGUAACUGAACAAGAAGAUGAGAAGAGGGAUGAAUUUUUACGACGCCUUGCUGAAAAGGUCACAAAAUACAUCAGCACUCUGAUUGUAUUUGGUCUUGUUUUAACUGGAUCGUUAGUGACCAAGUCUACACUUUUUGUUCUCUGCAAUGCUUACACGCAAGACUACAGUGAUAGCAGAUGCCCAUACGUGAGAGAAGGUCGAGUCCAACAAUACAAUUAUCCAAGAUAUAUGGUCAUGCUAAUAUUGAUGAGCUGUCUUUGUUUCCCUGAAGUUUUAGCACUUUCUCACAGUUUGUGGAAAACUGUGAAAUCUGGGCGAAAAGGAAAAAAAGAUAAUAGCUCGCAAAGGACAAAAUACGGCCAUGAGAAAUCUAGUUGGCAAAAUCAGAUUCCGAUUACUGCUACCGAAAUCCUUCAUGCUGUUGGACUCACUUUUUUAGUUUUCAAAGUUAUUCCAAAUAUCGAUGCGACUUUGGCAAGUUUGAUGUUUUCACUGGUAGCUGUGGUUCCGUCAGUUUUUCACUUGAAAACAAAGAUUGAUUCGCGGAAAGUCGGAAACGGCGAAAUGAAUUCCGGAGAACCCCCUAACACGGCAACUUUCAUAACGAGCAUUAUUGCAGUGUUUCUUUCUUAUGUUGGAUACGGCUUGAUAUGUUGGUUGGUUUAUGAACAGGAACAGAACGUGGGAGUUACAAUCUGCGCUGCUCUAUCGUUGCUUCUUAUGUCAACUCGGUAUUGGGAGAACUUUAUACAUCGAAAAUCCGAAGAAAGACACAGAAUUGAGGCAUCAAAAUUUCGAUACUGUGCUCUCAACGCCUUCCUAAGAACCUUCUUCAUUGUUGUGUUUUCUUUUGUCAUUUAUGCUGGUGUCGAUAAUAACAGAUUUGAUGUGGCCGAGAAAACAAAUGGCGAUCCUAUAUUUUUCAAAGACUACAACAGAGUUGAUAGAAAAUGCUCCAGAAUAAUGACAGCAUUCUGGUUUGCGGCAAUAACACACUGUCUAUCUGGGCUGGGGACGUUUUUGUUCGGAAGUAUAGCGUGCCAAACAUUGAUUCAAAUACCCGGGUUUUGGCUUCCUCUGGUAUUGGCAACUCCGAUUAUGAGUGCGAUGAGUGCAACUUUCUCAAUGGAGCAACUCAAUUCCGCAAGUCCGACACUGAUGGACUUUUUUCAUUUACCUUUAAAAUAUCCCGAAAUCAACGAUUUCAUUGGUUGGAAGACAAAUUAUCAGUUGGAUGAUUGGUGGAAGAUGAUGCUAAUAGUUGUAAUCGCAUGUGCAACUGCUUGGGCUGGCCUUGUUUUGUUGACGUCUUUUUUGUUGCAAGGAACGCAAAAGAGACUAGAAAAAAAUGAAAUUCUCUUCGUAAAAUCUAUCUUUGCUGGUCCUUUCAUCACCGAGUCAAUGAUGUUGAACAGAAGACAAUAUCCGAUCCAGGAAUCCGAAUACAAUAAAAAGAGGAACAAAAGGAAUAAAUCAAGAGAUGGUUCUACCCCUAUUCCGAAAGUUUAUCUGUGCGCCACCAUGUGGCAUGAAAACAGACAAGAAAUGACACAGAUUUUGAAAAGUAUAAUGAGACUAAAUCAUUUCCGUGAAAACCUAGAGAUAAGCGAUCGAGACUAUUUUGAGUUUGAGGUUCAUGUUUUAUUUGAUGACGCUUUCAAAGAUGGACAAUUGAACGAAUAUGUCAGACUUCUUCUCGAACUGAUACCGUUUGCUGCAGAAAAAAUUGAAAAAGAUUAUAGCGAACGUAUUAUGGACAAAACAUGCGGAACACCAUACGGUGGAAGAAUAGAACUGGAAUUACCCGGGGGCAAUAAUUUUAUUAUACAUCUGAAAGACAGCUCGAAAAUCAGACAUCGUAAACGUUGGUCGCAAUGCAUGUACAUGUAUUACAUCUUGAAACAUUUGCACAAAGGUAAAGAGGAUGAGUUACAAAACGCCUAUCUUCUUGCUCUGGACGGAGAUGUGGACUUUCAACCAAAGUCUUUGACAAUGUUAUUGGAUCUAAUGAAAAGAGAUGAUAAUGUAGGAGCAGCGUGUGGACGAAUUCAUCCUAUCGGAAGUGGACCUGUUGUAUGGUUUCAAAAAUUUGAGUAUGCAGUUGGACAUUGGUUGCAGAAAACAACAGAAGAUGUUCUUGGAUGUGUUCUGUGUAGUCCAGGAUGUUUCAGUUUGUUCAGAGGAACUGCUCUAAUGGAACCAAAUGUUGCAGGAACUUACACUGAUGUAGCGAAAGGAGCUCGGCAGAAAAUACAAUGGGAUCAAGGUGAAGAUAGGUGGCUGUGCACGUUGCUGUUGAAAGCAGGACAAAAGAUCGAAUACUGUUCAGUUUCCGAUUCCUACACCUUUGCACCAGAAGAGUUUAAAGAGUUUUAUGAUCAACGAAGGCGAUGGGGGCCAUCAACAUUAGCAAAUAUAUUAGACAUUUUGCUGGAUUCUAAAAAAGCUAUCACAAAUAACGAAUGUAUAAGUCGUGGAUAUAUCGCUUAUCAGAUGGGUUUGAUGGCGGCCUCCCUUCUCGGACCUGCAACUGUCGUUCUAAUUAUACAAGGAGCUUUUCAAUAUGUAUUCAACAUGAGUCCAAUUGGGGGAUUGAUGGCAGCACUAAUACCAGUGAUAUUUUUUGUCAUCAUAUGCUAUACUACCAAACUUAACUUUCAAAUACUCGUGGCUCAAAUUUUAUCUCUCAUCUAUGCACUUGUGAUGAUGGCCGUUUUGGUCGGAGUUAUUGGACAAAUGGCUGAGAAUAUUUUAAAUCCUACUUCGAUGUUUAUGUUGAUAAUGAUUGGAAUGUUUGGACUAACUGGCCUAUUGCACCCAUCAGAGAUGACGUGCUUGUUACAUGGUGUGAUGUACUACAUAUGUGUUCCGUCCGCUUUCAUAUUUCUUGUCAUAUACAGUUAUUGCAACAUGCAUGAUGUAUCAUGGGGGACAAGAGAAGACAAACCCAUAAAAUCUGCCUCUACUGAACAGAAAUCGCUGACGAACAAAACAAAUGAAGGUAAAACCACGCGGGAAAUGAAAAAAGGAAAUUACAGCGUUGGCUGGGGAAGCCUGUGCAAAUGUGCAAUAUGCAUAAACGAUUAUGAUCCACUUCCUACCGAAGAACCGCGAAAUGACAAGCCAGUGCAAGAUCAACAACCGAAAAAACAAAAUCCCAAAAAUUCAACUCCAGAAUCUGAUGAAACCCGAAAGAAAUAUGAUGAAAAAUGCAAAGCCUCAGGAAUUAAUUGGAAUCUGGCUCACCAAUGGCCGUACACCAAACCUCAUGUUAUGAUAAUAAAGGAGGAUGAGAAAAAGUUUUGGAAUGAUCUGAUAGAAAUGUAUUUGUCUCCACUUAACAAAAGCGAUCCUGAACAACAAGAAUUGAAAGAAGAGCUAGAAAAUCAAUUAAAGGAUCUUCGUAACCAAAUGACUGCCGGAUACUUUUUCAUUAAUAGCAUUUGGAUCGUUUUGACAUUCUCGCUGACAAUGGUUAUUCAAGACGUCAAUAUUACAUUUUAUGACAAAUAUGGCAAUGUCAUCGUGCUCAAUCCGCUUGCUUUUCUCUUUUUGAUCUUCUUUGCCGUUAUCCUGAUCAUUCAGUUUGUGUCGAUGCUUUUUCACCGAUGGAUUACCUUCUUACAUCUCAUGGCGCAAACUAGUUUUUCUUGGAACGAUGUGCAGGAUCAAAAAGCUAAAAUGGAUGAAUAUACCAACAAUAAGAACCAAGAACAAUUUCCAAAUUUCAAAAAUAUGGCUUUUUCGGAAACAUUGGAAAAUGGAAGUGACAUUAAGCAUACCACCACAUUGGUCAAUAGCCAGAAGAAAACCAACGUCCGAGCUUGAAAGUAAUACAAUGUAAAUAGUUGGCGAAGAUGAUGAAUUUUGAACUCACUUUUUUGAAUCAUCAAAUAGCUAUCAACUGACUGCAAAUAAUAUUUUCCAUCUUUCUAAUUUUUACUAAUUUUGUGUCUUCCGCUACAAUGAAUGAUGAAUAGAAACCUUGUAUUGAAAUACCCAAUAGCACUAUACCAUAAGAUAAACUUUUUCAAAGAAACGCGAUUUACACUUUUUUUCAAUUACAAUCCCUUGAAUUUUAAUUUAUUAAUACAAACUAAGGCUAUAGUAUUCUUUUUAUAACGCUUUUUCCAUUCAAACCACUUGCUUCGGACAGUGGUGGGAAUCGUGGGGUUUGCGCCAACGCGUCCUUGUUUUGGACGACCGCAGAAAAAGAGUUUUGCGCGUCACAGCUGACGACUAACGUUAUAUUUGGUGUUUUGAAUUCGAAUAAUUUGAAUUUAUGUAAAGCGUGCCAUGUUAAUGCAGCUUACAUAGUAAAAUACAUACAAUUUCUAAAAUGAAGGAACCUGUUGUUACUCAAUCCACACAAAAGUGAACGCGUUUUAUACUUUCGGAUCCCACCACUGGCUUGGGGCCAAAAAUAAUAAGAUCGAAGGAAAAACAAAGAGUUUGUUUUAAAAAUCCCUACUUUUU